Messenger RNA from Drosophila miranda, 1542 nucleotides. RefSeq names its product eukaryotic translation initiation factor 4E1 (gene eIF4E1). Gene Ontology annotation, cellular component: cytoplasm; eukaryotic translation initiation factor 4F complex. Bases 567 to 1364 code for a protein of 265 amino acids. The transcript has 6 exons. The record is from RefSeq and is a predicted model, not a curated record. Gene Ontology annotation, molecular function: RNA 7-methylguanosine cap binding; translation initiation factor activity. NCBI's taxonomy places the organism in Eukaryota, Metazoa, Arthropoda, Insecta, Diptera, Drosophilidae. Gene Ontology annotation, biological process: translational initiation.
AGAAGUGUUGUAAGAGCAACUUCACUUUCGUGUCGAAUAAUUUUUUCAAGGAUUGCGAAGAAAAUAAUUUUUUUUGUUAAAAUUUAUUUUUUCGAAUCGAACAAAGAAAAUUGUGCCGCAAAAGUAAAUCGGGUCACCGGACAACGCAAACUCUGACAUACGGCACUUCCAUUUACAACAAGUUUAACAAGUUUUUUUGCCAAUUAUUAUUUUUGUUGUUUUUUUUUUUUGCCAAAUUGAAAAACAAGUGAAUAGCAAGCACUCGAUCUCCAGGCCGUUUAAACCCUGUGCGGUGCAGUCAGAUAUAAAAAAAAAUCAGCAAGUAAUUCCACCCGGCCGCCAUUUACACACAAGAGAAACGAGAAACGAAAGAAACAGAAAAAGCUUCGCUCGCUCGCAGCACAGCACAGCACACACUCACAGAGAACACGGACACAGACAAACGAUAGCGACAAGUGAAUCAGCGACUGAUCGUCUCUCCUCCGGGCAGAAGCAGCGUGAAGAAUCAAGAAUCUAAUCGAAAUCAAAUCAAAUCGCCACAGAAUCAUCCACACACGGCCACCAACAUGCAGAGCGACUUUCACAGAAUGAAGAACUUUGCCAAUCCCAAGUCUAUGUUCAAAACCAGUGCUCCCACCACCGAGGGUGGCAACCCGGUUGCCAACACAGUUGCCCCUGGACGCCCGGAGCCCACUCCAGCAGUUGCUGUUGCCGACCCUGACGCGGAUCCGGCCCCGGCCCCGGCAACUCUAGCUCAGCCUAAGGAUGAGGCCAAGCCUACCGAGGCCGGUGACGAUGUUCGCACAGAGCAUCUGUUCAAGCACCCUCUACACAACACAUGGACUCUCUGGUACUUGGAGAACGAUCGUUCAAAGUCCUGGGAGGACAUGCAGAAUGAGAUCACAAGCUUUGAUGCCGUCGAGGACUUCUGGAGUCUAUACAACCAUAUCAAGCCUCCAUCUGAGAUCAAACUGGGCAGUGAUUACUCGCUCUUCAAGAAGGGAAUACGCCCCAUGUGGGAGGAUGCUGCCAACAAGCAGGGCGGUCGCUGGGUGAUCACCCUCAACAAGAGUUCAAAGACCGAUUUGGAUAAUUUGUGGCUCGAUGUGUUGCUGUGCCUGAUUGGAGAGGCCUUUGAUCAUUCGGAUCAGAUUUGUGGUGCUGUCGUUAAUAUUCGUGCCAAGAGUAACAAAAUCUCCAUUUGGACAGCCGAUGGAAACAACGAGGAAGCUGCUCUGGAGAUUGGCCACAAGCUGCGCGAUGCCUUGCGUCUGGGACGCCAGAGCUCGCUGCAGUAUCAACUUCACAAGGAUACCAUGGUCAAGCAGGGAUCCAACGUGAAAUCUAUCUACACAUUAACUUAAUCGUAACAUAUGUCCAAGACCCCCGAAAUGAAAAAGAAACCGAAACCGAAACAGAAACAGAAACACUACUACGCUUUAACAUCGUUGCAAAAAUCGACCAACACAACAUCAACCCGUAUUCUGUAGAAAACAUUAUUGGAACAUACGAAAAAUAAACACGCGUACACUAAAAAAGGAA